AUGCUAUUGCCUGGAGAAGGCGAUCUAGAAGGUGAGCUAGAAGAAGUGUCACUGGAAGACAAUCCAGAAUACGCUGCUUUGUCUUACUCUUGGGCUUUGGCGAAUGGCGACGAUAGCAAGUCUGGAAUUAUACGUCUACAUUGCAACUGUUCAUACGAUGACUCCAUCCACGAUAAAGAGGUCGGCAUCACGCGCAAUCUAUCGAAGACCACGAAACCCCUGUCCUUGUGGAUCGAUGCCCUCUGUAUCAAUCAAAAUGACCCGAUGGAGCGGCAACAGCAGGUGGUGUCUAUGGCACAGAUCUACAGUAAAGCAAGCCUUGUCAUUGUGUGGAUUGGCAAUGAUCUCGACGGCGAUGAAGCAUUGGCGGCCGAGAUGAUCAGCGAAGUCAAAAAUCCAAAAGCAGCGGCAGAACUUGGCGAUGGAAUCAUGCAUCUCACCAAUGCUUUCGAAAGCUUGCUGGUGCAACGGUACUUUCGAAGGCGAUGGAUCGUCUAG
Messenger RNA from Recurvomyces mirabilis, 498 nucleotides. RefSeq lists its product as uncharacterized. The record is from RefSeq and is a predicted model, not a curated record. The coding region runs from base 1 to 498 and encodes 165 amino acids. The transcript has 2 exons. Lineage: Eukaryota; Fungi; Ascomycota; Dothideomycetes; Mycosphaerellales; Teratosphaeriaceae.